AUGCUAAACGACAAGAAUUGUUUCCAGUCGUCGAAGCAACUGGUUGACAGCUUGGUGAAGUUUUGUCCACUAGUGGAGUACGUGGAUGGAUAUAAGGCCACGCUUAAUGAUAUGAACGGAUUGACGUGUGGGGAUACGUGGCUUGUAACGGUCGAGCAGUGGGACAAGUUUAAUUCGACGUGCACAGAACUGCGGGAAUUCCAUUGGGUAGUCGUGCCAUUUGCCGAUCCGUACUUUAGGGUUUUUGGGAAGCACAGUAAGCCACGUUUGACGAAACUCACAUUGGCUGUCAAUACGCUCUGGGAUUGGCAAGCCUAUUUCCACUUUGUGGAGAAAGCUACGGAACCCAGCGUGCUUUCUUCCCGAAACGAGGAAGACCCGGUGGAUGAAGCUGCUGGAUUUGUUGCAUCUUCCUCUUCUUAUGUAUAUCAACAAAACUUUUCGCAGCGACCGGGGUAUGGAGCCAAAGCAUCCGAUGUCAGCAGUGCUCUCAAGGGCUGCCCAGCAUUGACUGUUUUAGAAAUUGCACUGUGUCACUCGGGUGAUAUAGACGAAACGGUGUACAGUGACCCAUAUGAUGAUGGUGACGAUGCUGCUGACAUGGGGCGUGUUCUCCUCAAUAUCGACAUUUACAACGAUGAUUUUUGUGCGGCAGUGGCAGAGUAUUGUCCACGGCUGACGAGCUUCUCGAUCACGGAAAUUGAUGACGGGCUGCGUAGCCACCUCACCCCAAUUCGGACGUUUACAGACCAAGGUCUCGUGAGUCUUGCGAAAUUGAAAUACUUGACUACAAUGCUGCUGCGUCCGAUCAACUGCACGGGAAAUGGUGUUUUUGAGUUUCUUAAUAGUCUGUCGAACGAGUUUGUGGGGCAGCGAACGUUUCAGGUCUACAUUGGUGGACAUUCCAGCGAAUCCAAGCUAGCAUUCUACACCGCGCUGAUGGAAUUGUUGAUGCAGUUGAAAGUAAGAAGCCCAGCAGAGCUUGCGUGGGAUAAUCGCAAGUUUGUCCUUCGCUUGAUAAAUUCCAACUUUGAAUCGGUUGAGCCUAGUUGGGGCGAACAGUAUCUUCGUGACCUCGAGCGUGCGGUGACGAGCGUAAAAACGAUACAUCCGACCUUGCGCUUACGCAUUGCGACUUCUGGACGUCGUGGCUUUAUUUUCCAAAGAAUAAUGGAACUCGGGCUGUACACGGCAAAUGCCGAACCUAGCCCAUGGUACGGUUGGGAAGACGAAGAACGAAACGGCAACGCUUCAUUUGUAAAUCGCUACGAAGAGACAACAGGUUUGGGUAGAGGUUUAGACAGACUACCUCUUGAACUGCGACACCCUGAGCUUCUGGACCCAGACUCUCUCCCUAUCGAUUACGAACUUCCGGCCGACUAUUUUGACGACUAUGGUGGCUACGGCGACUAUGGCGAUUAUGGUGACUACGAGGAUUAUGGUGCCUAUGGAGACGAUUACUUCGGUGAGGAAUACGACGGGUAUUACGAUGGAAACGCAGACGAGCUAUGGGAAUAG
Messenger RNA from Peronospora matthiolae, 1518 nucleotides. Lineage: Eukaryota; Oomycota; Peronosporomycetes; Peronosporales; Peronosporaceae. The record is from the annotation of a GenBank genome assembly.